Molecule: messenger RNA, 3105 nt
Organism: Protopterus annectens (West African lungfish)
Lineage: Eukaryota; Metazoa; Chordata; Ceratodontiformes; Protopteridae
Gene: BEGAIN
Product: brain enriched guanylate kinase associated
Exons: 8
Coding region: 488-2455 (655 amino acids)
Cellular component (GO): synapse
Source: RefSeq, a predicted model, not a curated record
CCCAUUUUCUGCCUCAGCGCUACAACUGAGUCAUUCCGUUGCCCAUGACUCCUGGGUAUACAGUGUUUCUGCAGCAUGCUGCAAUAUUUUUGAGUUAAUCUGUCAAUGUUAUUUUCUGCUAAUGCAGAUGUGGGUUCGUUUGCUGACGCUUUGUAGACAGUUGUCGAAAAUCAUUUGUACAGCCUGAGCUUAUAGGACUCUGCGGGAUGAAUCCUUUACUUUGUUCAUUUGAUCUUAUUUGAUUUUUUCUAGGCCUCAAAGAAAUGGAGAAAAUAAGGUACCUCUGAUGUUUCAACAAUGCACGCCUUUCCAAGCUUCAUAGUAUCACCUCAGUUAAUCAUGGUCUCUCCAGAACAGAAUCUCAAGUCAGUGUCCUAUGACACCUGUGCAAUACCAUAUCCACUUCAGAACUCCUGGAUAAAAAUGAAGGAAGAAGAAAACUUCUAAUCUCCUCAGCACACUAACUAAAAAGAGUGUCUACCAAGCAAUGGCAUUUCCUUGUACUUUUAAGUACCAGCCACAAGAACCGUGUUACUGUCCAGUGGAGGCCAACCCAGGUACAAGGAAAUAUAAGUGGUCAAAACAAACUUUGCAUCCAUUCAUUACAUCUGAAAGUUCUCCCUCUUGCUGUUCUAAAGCACAGUGCCGUACUUUGCAAGAACAGAAGGAGGAAUUACGGAAGCGUCUGUCCUAUACCACCCACAAACUGGAAAUGCUGGAAACAGAAUUUGACUCUACACGCCAGUACCUUGAAACCGAACUAAGACGUGCACAGGAGGAGCUGGAAAAAGUAAGAGAAAAGCUGCGAAGCGUCUCCAGAAUACAAAAUAAUUAUGCAGCUCUAGAGAGAAUUAAUCAAGACCUUGAGGAUAAACUUCAUCACAUGGCACAGAGUCAUGAAGAAGAAAAGAGAGCUUUUAGCCAUGAGAUAAUAGCACUCAACAAUCAUCUAAUGGAGGCCAAGAUGACAAUAGAUAAGUUAACGGAAGAUAAUGAACUCUACAGGAAGGAUUGCAAUUUAGCAGCUCAAUUACUUCAAUGCAGCAAGUCACACUAUAGAGCGCACAAACUCUCAGAGCUUCCUGCAGAUUUUCAGGAAAGAGUGAAUGACCAUUUGGAAAAGCAUGGCUGUGGCUUUAAUUUACCUCUGUGCCGUGCAUCAUUCUCAGACAGUGUACCCACCUGCAUAAUUGCUAAAGUUCUGGAGAAACCUGAGCCAACUAGUGUACCAUCUUCUCAUUUGUCCAGUCCACUUACAAGAGAUGUCAGUUUUGUAUAUAAUAAUGUUGGUAGCACUGAAAAACUGGGCCGACGAUCACCGCAUAAAUCAGAUGUGUACUGCAGUGAUACUGCACUCUACUGCCCUGAAGAGAGAAGGAAGGAACGGAGGCAAAGUUUUGAUAUGCAGUUUCGUGAUGUUGCAUUUCUAAGAGCACAGAAUUCCACAGACAGCGCUACAGAAGAGGAGGGAUUCCAAGCUGGUUUUCCACAUGAAGUCUUCCAUGAUUACGUGGCUUCCUUACAAGCUUCCAGCUCCUAUUCGAGCUUCAGUGCAGCAUCAGAAGAAAAAGUGAAUGCACAGGGUACCUGUCUAUCCCCCACUCGUCCUUCCUCCUUAUAUAUGAGUGGGAGAGAUAACAUUUAUGAAAGGCAGCCUAGCAUUGUUUCAUUUGAACAUAAGGGUAGUCCAAAUUUUGCUCAGCCAAGAACUUUGCAACAUGUUAUCCACAGUCCACAGAAUGGUACACCUUCCCAUUACAUAAGAACUGUGGCAGCAUCUGUAAGUGAACCAUACCAUUUUUCUAGAAUGAAUACUCAACAAGUAUUGGGAUCUCCAAAACUUCAUAUUUCAGAAGAUGAUUUAGCUAGUCACUGGAGGCAGCUUAGUGUAGAAGACAGCAGUCCCUGCACUUUUAGGAAUACAGGAAGAAUUUCGCCACGCAGUUUUGUGGAGCAACACUUGGGACCUAGUCUAGUCAAGAAAAUGGACAGUAGGUCAAGUCCAAUCUAUGGCAAUUACAAACCAGAUCACUUUUCUGAAGAAGACGAAGAAGAAGAAACUCGUCAGCGGAGGAUUUUGGAAUCCUGCUUUGUAACAAGGGCCAGUUUUGAAAGUGAUCAUAACUCAAAUUCUAAGCAAGAUAAAAUGUCCCCUUACAGAACACAGGAAGCAAAAGAACAGAAAAGUGAAAGGAUGUCAGCCCAGAUGUACGUUACAAGUAAAGAAAAGAGCACAGGUUUAAAAAAGGAAUAUGUUGAUGUUAGCCCAAACAGUUCUGCAGAAUCACUGACUCAAGGUUCAGUAGUAGCAUCUGACUUUCAACAAUUCUCACUGGAACAUGAUGUCCGUGCUUCUUUUAAUGCCAAAUUACAAAAUUUUCAGAGACCUGGAACUGGUCUCUGUAGAAAAGAUAGCCUGACACGGGCUCAGUUUUAUGGUACACUUCUAAAUUAAACAUUCUGCAUUUACUGUGCUGUUGAAUAUUUUGAAAUGGAGAGUUCAUUGCCAAUGGACAACCAGUUUUGUACGUAUUAUCAGAAUCUCUGCACACAUAUAUUUAUACGUUAGGUCAGUUGAAAAUAUAUGCAAGAGACUGUUACAGUGUAGACUUUUGUUGUUAUAUUUUCCUUAUUCUGACGUACAUCCUUUACAUUCAUAUGUGUUUUUUUUCAAAACUUUUUCUCUCCAUAUUUGGUACAAAAAAUUAUAUUCUUAUCAGUAACCAUUUUGGCAGUAAUGCUUUUCAAGGUGCCAAGGUCAAGGAAAAAUUGACAAGAUAUAAUUUUAAACUGCAUGCAACUAUGUAACUAAGAAUGAUACAGAGACAAGAAGGUGUGGAUUAACCCAAUAUUCCUUUUCUAGCAGUGUAUAUUAAAUUAGGCAUCUUUUAUGUUACUGUUGUUUCUUUAGCCCAGCUGUUUUGUUGUAGGUCUGCUUUCAUAACAUGGCUCCAUCAAAUACUACCUCAGAAGUAUUUGUUGUCCUUUUUGGAGUAUUUUCAGAAGACUUGCAUUUCAAGGUCAUACAGAUGCAUGCACUGGCAUAUUUAAUGUUGUGUAUUGCAAUGCUGAAUAAAAACAAAAUAAAACACAACCAUACUAUGA